UGUUUGCUGUUGUGUUGUGUUUGUGUUGUGACCACUAAUUGCCCGAAAAAAAAACUGUCCGUAAAAUAAUGUCCGUAUCGUUGGACGACUUGCUAUUCCUGAGCGGACUAGACAUCGAGUACGGCUCCAAUCGCGAGUUGGCCAUCAAUAGGGCCGCCGCCGCUGCCGUCGCCACCAAUAGUUAUGAUGACCACAGUUUGAUUGCCACCACCGCCACCACCACUACCGAUAACAUAGCCGCUACAGUUGCCAGCGAUGAUGAUGAUGACCACUGUUUGAUUGCCGAUAACACCGCCGAUAAUAUUGCCGCUGACACCAGUGAUGACCACAGUUUUAUGGCCAAUGAUAACACCGUCGCCGCCGCCGCCGGAGCAGCCGAUAGUACUGAUGACCACAUUGUUAUGGCCAACACCACUGAUAGCACCACCAGUGAUGACCGCAGUUUGAUGACCACCUAUAGUACCACUGCCGUCGCCGCCGUUUCCAGUGAUGAUCACUCUUUAUCGGCCGACACCGAUAAUAACGCCGCCAUUGAUGCCAACAAUAACAAUACUGCCGACGGCCACGGCGAUGAUGUCGACGACGACUCGACGGCAUCAUAUAGUGACCAACAGCAGCAGCAGCGCAACGAUAACCAAUUGUCAAUGUCGGAGAUCAUCAACUAUUUGGCCGAACCGCCGUCGACACAGCCGCCAACAGCGAUCGUCAACCACUCGACAACAACACCAACCGUACGGUAUAUGAGCCCCGAUUGGCACCGACAGGUCCAACGACAAAUGUCCGAACUGAAAGUGUUGGUUUUGGGCGAACCGCACACUAUCGGCGGCGGUGGUAGUGGUGGUGGUAUCGGCCAUCACAAACUGACAGUCUGUUCCGAUAUCUGUCAUCGCCGAUUGGAUGGCAAUCUAUCGCAACUGAUGGACAGGCAAAAAGACGGCGGCGGUGGUGGUGGUGGCGGCCGGCGACUUAUGUUCCGAUCGUUUGCACCGUUUUCGCCAAUUAUUCGCAUGACUACCGCUGUCGAGUCACUGGUAUUCAGUAACUGUUCGGUCGAUACGAUUGCCCUGAAAUGGCUGAUCACUCAGUGUCCGCGACUCCAGUGUCUAACGUUUGACAAUAUCGACGGUAUACCUGAACUUCAUUGGCAUAAACUCGGCAAACCAUUGGCCAACAAAUUGCUACACUUUUGCUAUUCAGGUAAUCGUAUGAACAGUUGGAAAGCCUUACAAAAAAUGGUCAAAUAUUUCGAUAUACUCGACGAACUAACUAUUCACGAUUACGGCCAAUCACUGGACUCUCCGCUAUCCAGUGUCUCAUCCACUGUAACCCGACUGACAAUAUCCAAGUGUCAACAGUUGGACAUUCGCUGUUUGAAAUCUGUGCGCCGAUCGGUACGUCUGCGUCAAUUGACACUCGACUUAUGCGGCCACCAGUCCGACGAUAUCGUACAGUUUGUCUAUCAACGAUUCACCUGUUUAGUCGAAUUUCGGGUCAGAAAUGGCCGCAAAAUGGGUAUCCGAUUAUACCUGCAUCGACUGGAUUUGAAUGAGUUGACCAUUCAGUACGACGAAGAUCUGAAUCUAAACUUUCUAUCGACCACUAUAUCGCCGCGUAUUCAUUCACUGAUACUGGUAUCGGCUAUUAUUGUCCCAUCGCUGGUCAAACAUAUCGGCGAAUUGCGUAACUGUCGGCUAUUGAUGCUCAAAGAUUGUUGGUUUAACUGCGAAUGCAAAACUACCGGUUCCGCCGCCACUGCCGCCAGUACUAAGUCCUCCACCAAAACAACAACCGAUACGCCAACUCCUCCGACCGCCGGUGACUAUGAACCCGAUUUACGAUACAAAUGCAUCCAAUGUUUCAAACGUACCAUUCGUUGCAUUGUCCGUAUGCCAGCACUGGUCCGGUUGGCUAUCAAUGGCUACGAUUUUCCCGAACUAACGGCCAAACAGUUGGAGUUGUUAUAGAAAAAAGAAAAAACAAAA
Oppia nitens is the source of this 1982-nucleotide messenger RNA. RefSeq lists its product as uncharacterized. Bases 69 to 1964 code for a protein of 631 amino acids. The transcript is spliced from 2 exons. The record is from RefSeq and is a predicted model, not a curated record. NCBI's taxonomy places the organism in Eukaryota, Metazoa, Arthropoda, Arachnida, Sarcoptiformes, Oppiidae.